This is a messenger RNA of Tauraco erythrolophus (red-crested turaco), 483 nucleotides long. The record is from RefSeq and is a predicted model, not a curated record. Lineage: Eukaryota; Metazoa; Chordata; Aves; Musophagiformes; Musophagidae.
CUAAAAGAAGAGAAUGCCAGCUUGAGAAGCAAGAUCAAUAAGCUUCAGAUUUUCUCUGAAACUCAAGCAGACAAGAUGAGGAAGCUUGAGAAAAAGCUUGAAGAAAACAAAAUUAAAGAAGAAAAAGAAGCACAGGAUUUGGAAGCAAUGGUGCAGCACGUGGAACAAAAUCUCCAGCUGAUGACUAAACGGGCUGUUAAAGCAGAAAACAGUGCAACAAAACUGAAGCAGGAAAACGCACUACUUCAGGUUCAGCUGAAGAACUACAAGGCAGAGAACGAAGCCUUGAGGUUGGGCCAGUCGGCGAGUCUGGCCGCAGUGAAGCAGAACACGGACACGGCCUUGCAGAACCUUCUCACCGUGAUCUCGAACUCCCGCUCCUCGAUCCAGCAGCUGAUCUCUGGAGCAGAAUCGCUGCAGCUCGUCGCUGAUCUCCUGAAAUCCAUAGACAGGAUUUCUGAGACGUCAGAAGACAGUCCGUGA